Molecule: messenger RNA, 1707 nt
Organism: Protomyces lactucae-debilis
Lineage: Eukaryota; Fungi; Ascomycota; Taphrinomycetes; Taphrinales; Protomycetaceae
Product: hexokinase-domain-containing protein
Exons: 2
Coding region: 1-1707 (568 amino acids)
Biological process (GO): glycolytic process; intracellular glucose homeostasis; glucose 6-phosphate metabolic process
Cellular component (GO): cytosol; mitochondrion
Molecular function (GO): D-glucose binding; glucokinase activity; mannokinase activity
Source: RefSeq, a predicted model, not a curated record
AUGAGGCCCCUCACCGCCGCUGCUCUAUGCAAGCCAGAGUAUGUCGUCGAAGGUGCUGCGUCAUUUUCGGUGUCCCCCAAACUCAACGAAGAGCAUCCCAGCACUCUCACCAAGCACUCCAAAGGCGACCAGGACACAGGCCCUUCUCCUGAAUACACAAACAGACAAGCUAGGGAUCCAAAGAAGCUCAGCGAAUCAUGCCUCCUGUCUCCGCACGAAAGCCGCCCAAGCGCAAGGGCUCCAUGUACUUAUCUCUACCUGCUCUACACAAUGCUGAUUGAACACAGGCUUGCAAUUCCCGAUGACCUCAAGGCCAGGAUCACAGAGCUCGAGAAGCUCUUCACCAUCACCCCAGACCAGCUCAGCCACAUUGUAGACAGUUUCAUCGGUGAAUUGGAAAAGGGCCUCCGAGGCGAUGAAGGUCAUGACAUCCCCAUGAUUCCUACAUGGGUGCAGGGCUAUGCCACCAAGGAUGAGAGCGGUAGCUACCUUGCUAUUGAUAUGGGCGGCACCAAUGUUCGUGUUUGUGAAGUGACGGUACUUGGCAAUGGACAGUACGACUUGUCUCAGGCAAAGUAUCGCAUCCCUGAAGAACUCAAGCACGGCGAGCGUGAUCCUCUUUUUGAGCAUAUCGCCAAGUGUGUCAGAAAAUUCAUCGAUGAUCAUCACGAGGGCGAUAUGAUGAACAUGCCCAUUGGCUUUACGUUCUCUUACCCUUGCUCCCAAGACGCCAUUGACCACGGAGUGUUGCAGCGAUGGACCAAAGGUUUCGACGUCAAAGACACGGAGGGCGUCGAUGUUGUGCCUGUCUUUGAUGCACAGCUCAAGAAGCAAGGCCUUGAGGCAAAGACGACGGCUUUAAUCAAUGAUACCACCGGUACCCUGAUUGCCUCCAACUAUGUCGACCCUGAGAUGCAGAUUGCCGUCAUCUUCGGAACUGGCUGCAAUGCCGCGUACAUGGAGACUCUCGAGCACAUUCCAAAGCUACACCAUUUGCAGUGCGACAAGAGCACACCUAUGGCCAUCAAUUGCGAGUGGGGUGCUUUCGCCUUGACACCACGUACCAACUAUGAUGCACUGAUUGACGAGCAGUCGCCUCGCCCUGGCCAGCAAAAGUUUGAAAAGAUGAUUGCUGGGUUAUACCUUGGUGAAAUCGCCAGGCAGGUCUUGCUCGACUACUUCAACCAAGGCAUUCUGUUCAAAGGCCAGAGCUUCGACAAGCUCAAAGAGCCCUACUCGCUCGAGACGGCUGUACUGUCUGAGAUUGAGCUUGAUGCCAACGAGAACUUGAUUGACACGCAGGAUCUCUUCAGCAAGCAAUUCGGCCUUGAAUGUGACUUCCCUACAUUGACGCUGAUUCGUCGUUUGGCAGAGCUCGUUGGUACACGAUCAGCAAGACUCUCUGCUGCGGGUGUCGCAGCCAUUUGCAAGAAGAAGGGCAUCAAGUCUUGUCACGUCGGUGCAGACGGCUCUGUUUAUGCCAAGUACCCACACUUCCGUGAGCGCGGAGCAGAAGCAUUGCGUGACAUCUUUGGCGAGCAAGGCGAUAACAUCAAGAUUUUGCCCGCAGAGGAUGGAUCUGGUGUCGGUGCUGCUCUCAUUUCUGCUGUGGUCAAGAGGCUGCACAAGGAGGGUAAGCUCGUCUCGUCCAAGGAUGAGGAUGAUAAAGAUGUGAAGGAGGUGACGGACAAGGUCAAGGACCUUUGA